Molecule: messenger RNA, 555 nt
Organism: Acanthosepion pharaonis
Lineage: Eukaryota; Metazoa; Mollusca; Cephalopoda; Sepiida; Sepiidae
Source: the annotation of a GenBank genome assembly
AUGUUUUCUGUUAUGCCGGAACAAUGGAGCGUUUCAUUUCGAGGCCGUCUGAACGGCUCUAUUUUCUGUGGAGAGAAAAACUGCUUUCAUCAAUCAACCAAACGUCUAUUACACUUCUUUUUGUCUCGACCACAUUCUUUAUAUCGUUUAAACUCUUCUGUGAUAUCUCUUUGUCUGUUAUCUAAUCAACCAAACGUUUAUUACACUUCUUUUUGUCUCGACCACAUUCCUUUAUAUCGUUUAAACUCUUCUGUGAUAUCUCUUGGUCUGUUAUCUAAUCAACCAAACGUUUAUUACACUUCUUUUUGUCUCGACCACAUCCCUUUAUAUCGUUUAAACUCUUCUGUGAUAUCUCUUGGUCUGUUAUCUAAUCAACCAAACGUUUAUUACACUUCUUUUUGUCUCGACCACAUUCCUUUAUAUCGUUUAAACUCUUCUGUGAUAUCUCUUUGUCUGUUAUCUAAUCAACCAAACGUUUAUUACACUUUUUUGUCUCGACCACAUUCCUUUAUAUCGUUUAAACUCUUCUGUGAUAUCUCUUGGUCUGUUAUCUAA